Messenger RNA from Medioppia subpectinata, 2069 nucleotides. The record is from the annotation of a GenBank genome assembly. NCBI's taxonomy places the organism in Eukaryota, Metazoa, Arthropoda, Arachnida, Sarcoptiformes, Oppiidae.
AUGCGAGCACUUCUCAAAUCACUGGACGACAGCAACAAAGAGGUGGAACUGACGGUCGGAAAGACAACACUCGGCAGAGGAGUACUUCUCAAUUGCUCGGAUAAGAAAGUGUCGCGAAAUCACGCCUUCAUUGAAGUGACAAAUGCCGGCGAAAUCCUAUUAACUUCGGCACACGUGAAUCCAUGCUUUUAUUACACCAAUGACUCGAGUAGUGGACCGAAAAUCAUUAAGAAAGACAUGACUCAGACGUUGUCUUCGGGCGAUAUCUUCAGUCUUUUGGCCAACAAUUAUAAAUAUCAAGUGGUUAUCGAUUCGGACACAAAAGCCGCCAAAACAGAGAAUAAUGACUCGAAGGCCAGCGAAGACAAACACGAAGACAAUUCGGUGAACGGCGAGAGCGAGACCUCGAAGAAUGACUCGAAGGCCGAGUCGAAGAAAGUAGAGGAAGACGACGACACCAAAGACAACGAUUCCGUUGCCUCUGAUGUCAAGAAAAACGAUAAGAAAGUUGUCGACAAAAAGAAAAGCAAACCGAAUGACGACAACGAAAAUAAUAACAAAGAAAAGCAAAAGAAUAACGAAUCGGAAGAAGAGGAAGAGGAGGAAGAACUGGACGUCAAGAAAGACAAAGAGGAGCCCAAAAAGAAAGGCAGACCUCAGGGCAGACCUAAGGCUCAGACAAACAAAAAGCCUAAGAAAGACGAGUCCGAAGACGAAGGGAAGGACGACGUGGAAGAGGAUGAAGACGAUGAGGAAGAGUCGGGCAGUGAUGACCACAAGUCACCCAAAGGUCGCAAACCCCAGAAGGGGAAGAAUUCGGCGCCAACUGGAAGGGGUCGUCCGCGAAGAACAUCGCAAUCGAAACCCGCGAAUAAGUCCGUCGUUUCCAUUGGAGACUAUGUGGUCAGCGAUGAAGACCUCUGGGAGAGUGAAUCCGAAGAAGAAUUCAAACCAAAGCGCGGAAAACGACGCGGAAGUGAUUCGGAGAGCGAUUGGGAGGCAGAACACAAACGCGGCGGUCGAACGGUUCGCAAGAAAUACAACGAAUCCGGAAGUGAUUCCGACAGCGAUUGGGGAAAGAAAAAGAAAAAGAAGACUCCUAAAAAGCCGGCGAAAAAGCGCCAAAAGCCGACCCGAAAGUCGCCGCGAAAGCAAAUGAGUGAAUCGGAGGACGAAAUCGAUGAUCUCGACGACGACGACGAAGAAGAAGAGGAGGAGAAGCCUAAGGGUCGCAGAAAGGCUAAGAAAGACGAGUCCGAAGAGGAGGAAAGCGAUGAUGACUAUAGAGGCGGUCGCAAAGCGCCUGCAAAAAAGGGUCCCAAAAAAGGUGGUCCCGGAAGACCCAAACGAGAGGCCGCUAAACGAGGGGCCAAAAAGAGAGCGCGCGAUGACGACGACGAAGAGGAUGAAGAGGUCUCUGAAGAGGAUUCGAUGACUAAAAGGAAGCGAAACUCGCGAAAAGCGGCCGAAGAAUCUGAAGAUGAAGAGGAAUCUGAUGGCGAAGACGUGGACAGUCUUGUAAAGGAGGCCAAAGGGUUUGUGCGAAACAAGAAUUUGGCCAAAAAAGUGUGAAAUAUUUUUUGGGGACAAAAAACACGAUACUUUCGACUCUUCAGAGAACUCUUCAUCCUAUCAUUCAUUGAUUGAUAUAAUAAUGAAAUCAUUUUUUGCUAUUCUUUUCAGUUUAAAUCAAUUCAUUGUAUCUCAAAAUAUAAGUCUAUGUUUUAGUCGUUAGUAACACAUAAUGGUUACUAAUGAACGCAUUUUAUCCAACAAUUCCUUGUCUAUGCUUUUCAUUAAAGAAAACAAACUAUUUAUCCCUUUUAAAGGUUUUGCACACAAACGACAAACACAAACAAAAAAUACAAUAAAACAUAACAAAUACAAUGUUUUUCCAUAUUUUUACGAUUUUAUUCCACCCUUUCUUUUAAGACUUCAUAUAUCGAAAGCAAACUUUUCGUACAAAAUGUCAAUUCAAUUAUUAAUUCAUUUUAAUUAUUAUAAUUAUAAUAAGACUUAGCAUUUGGUGAUGAAUUAAAUUACGAACAGUUCGUAAACAUUAAAUUAAA